Molecule: messenger RNA, 1308 nt
Organism: Guillardia theta CCMP2712
Lineage: Eukaryota; Cryptophyceae; Pyrenomonadales; Geminigeraceae
Exons: 3
Coding region: 1-1308 (435 amino acids)
Biological process (GO): protein ubiquitination
Molecular function (GO): ubiquitin protein ligase activity
Source: RefSeq, a predicted model, not a curated record
AUGGAUUGUGUUGUUUGCACGGAACGAUUGAACAAUGAGAUUGCAGCUCUCAUGUGCGGGCAUGUGUUUCACAUUGAAUGCGUCAAGAACUGGUUCCGUCGUGGCUUGUCGAAACAAGCUUGUCCGAUCUGCAAGCAAACAUUUGAUGUUUCCAACAAGAACAGGUCGGACAAGCGGAUGGUGAAGAUAUAUUUGCCCGAUAUUCUUGACCGUCAGCUGCAAAUAAACCAUAUCGACGACGUUGGCGACAUGGACCAAAAGGCCCUGGGGGAGAAACUGCUGCAGGAGAGAAAUUAUUUUCGAGCCGUUGAGCAGGAGCUAAGGUUGGAGAUUCAGGCUCAAAGAGAUUCCAACUUGAAUCUCAGUACCGAGAAGGCGCAGCUUGAGGACAAAGUAAAGCAGCUAGCGACACACAGUGAGAGUGAGCAUCGUAAAGCAUCGCUGCUAUGGGAGAAACUGAAUGAAACGCAAUCGAGUCUUGCUGCAUGCAAAACGGAAAUGAGAAGGAGUUUGGAGAAGGCCACAACAAUGGAAACAGAGCUUGUGAAGCUGCGAAGGAUGCAGAGUAACUUCAAUUGCUAUCAGCUUGUUCAACAGGGAAACGACGACAAGGCGUUGGAAGAUCUGCAGAGGAACAACUCCGGCGACACUUUGCUUGUAGAGCUCAAGAAGAUCUUGAAUUUUCGCCACACCGCCUUCAAGAAGCUGCAGGAAACUUCCAACGACAUGCAGAAAGAGAUUCAGCGGCUGCGAGGAGAACUUGAACGCAAGAGGGCCAUCGAUCACGGACCGUCUGCAAGGCUGGCGGACUACAACCGACCAAAGUUUUCGAUGGCUAACAGGAAGGUACCAGAGCUGGAUCCCCCUGAUCGGCCAUGCACAUCCUCGGCUCCGGUGGACAAUCGAGUUGGGUCUCGGAUUGCUGAGGCAGUAGCUGAGAAGCGGCCAGACGCGACCGAUGUUGAAGACAAAGAGAAUAUGCUGAACAGUGACAUUUCAACCACGACCACGAAGAUCAAGGGAAAGAGCAAAGGCAGGAGCCUGCUGAGGCCACAGGAAGGGCAGGUGGUCCGUUCCAACGAUCCAGACAACGGUGGGAGAUUCAUUCGCAGCGGGCCAGAUGGGAUGGGAGGGACGAUCAACAUUCACCCGGUGCACACUGGCUUCAACCCUCCACCCAGAGCGAGCCUUCACUCCAGCAUGACAACGGAGACAUCGGACGGCAACAAGAUCAACCACAAGCGAAAGAUUGUGCAACCGGAGAAACCAACGUCCAUCAAGAAGUUCUUCAGCAACGUCAGUGUGUAA